This is a messenger RNA of Phascolarctos cinereus (koala), 3168 nucleotides long. NCBI's taxonomy places the organism in Eukaryota, Metazoa, Chordata, Mammalia, Diprotodontia, Phascolarctidae. The record is from RefSeq and is a predicted model, not a curated record.
CCCCAACCCCUUGCCCCAACAGACCCCCCUUUCCCCUGGCUCCCAGAAACCUGUCCCCUAAGAAUAGAGAACUCUCUUCUUACCCACAGCUCCCAGCCUCCAGUCCUGCAGGCCAUCGGUGGCAACGAGGUGCCCAGCCCUGCUUCAAAGACUGAAGCUGGUGCUGGGAGAAUUAGAGAGAAGGGAGGGAGGGAACCGGGAGCGCCAGUCACCUGAGAGGGUAAGACAGCCCUACUGGCAGCUGUCCCCAGAGCACUACGCUUUCUGCUCUCUAGAGCUAAACAGCUGGAAAGUUGUUUCCAAAGAUACUUCCACACCAUAAGCCUUUCCUUAGAACAUGGAAAAAUGAACAAGCAAAAACCACUGAAAUAAGAGCAACUAACACGACAGCAAAACCUUGUCUGACAGCACAUGUAAUAUUCUGCACCCAUAACCCCCCCACAUCUCCAAAGAAAAGAAAGAGAAACAGUUUUCAGGAAGAAGUUGAUCAAGAAUGGCUUUAUCUGAUAAGCGACUUGAAAAUUUGCAGAUAUACAAAGUUCUUCAGUGUGUCCGGGAAAAAGAUAAGAAGCAGAUAGAGAAACUGACCAAGUUGGGAUACCCUGAACUUAUUAAUUUCACUGAGCCUACUAAUGGUGAUAGUGCCCUUCACUUGGCCUCUGUCUCAAAUGAUGUUGAUAUGGUCAGUUUUCUCCUUGAGCUGGGAGCUCAUCCUGAUGUGCAAGACCGAAUGGGCUGUACUCCAACUAUGAGAGCUGCAGAGCUGGGCCAUGAAUUAACUAUGGAAAAAUUGGCCAAAGCACAGGCGGACAUGACCAUAGUUGAUAAUGAAGGAAAAGGAAUUCUGUUUUACUGCUUAUUGCCCACCAAAAGACACUAUCGCUGUGUUCUGAUUGCCCUGGACAAUGGGGCAGAUGUCAACAAUUGUACAUUUGAUGGAAAGCCAGUAUUUCUUAACGCUUGUGAAGAAGCACAUCAAAUUAAAGACGUGUGUAUGAGAUUUUUGGAAAAAGGAGCCAAUCCAAAUGCAAUUAAUUUGUCAACAGGUAGAACUGCAUUAAUGGAAGCUGCAAGAGAAGGAGUGAUAGAUGUGGUUCGAGGUAUACUUGAAAGAGGAGGAGAUGUUAAUGCUUAUGACAACGAGAGACUCCAUGCUUCACAUUUUGCUGCCAAAGGAGGCUAUUUUGAUAUACUGAAGCUUAUUUCUGCUUAUAAUGGAGAUGUGGUGGGGAUUAUUGCAAUGAAUGGAAAUACACCACUCCAUUACGCUGCCAUGGGUGGUUUCGCAGAAUGCUGUAGAUUUAUAGCUCAACGAGGAUGUGACCUAAAAUGGAAGAACUUAGACCACAAGACACCAAGAAAUGUUGCUAAAGAAAGUGGCUUCAAGGCAGCAUCCAAAGAAAUACGCAAAGCUGAGAGAAUUGCCAAAAAAUUAGCCAAGCCUGGAGUUAAAAAUCCAAAUUCACCCUGGGCUAUCAGAUUACAUGACUGGUCUUAUGAACAUGAAAAAGAAUUGCGAGAUGUCUUUGCUCCUAUGGACCGUGGUGAUGGAACUCUAACUAAAGAGGACUUUAUAAUGGUGCUUGAAGAAAUGCAGAACUUUGCAAGCAGUGAAGAUCUAGUCACUAUUGCACAGCACCAUGAAAAAAGCCGAGGAGCAGGUGUUAACAUUAAUGAAUUCUUUAAAGGGACCAGAUAUUUGCAAAAGUCUUUUGUUCUGGGAUCCUAUGGACCCAAGAAAAAGAAGAAGGGAAGGGGCAAGAAGGCCAAGAAAGGCAAGUUUGUCCUUCCUCUUCCAGUCUGCUAUAUUCCUGACAACGUGUUUCAACGUCGAAAGGAGGGUGGGCCACCUUAUUAUAUGAUUGAAACUUACCAAAACAUUACAGACUGCAAUAGAUUUAAUCAAGAUCUUCCACCCAGACAUCCCAUUCAGGAUGAUUCUUCCUGGUAUAUUGAUGACCCUGGAAAAAUAUACUGCAAUAUUAAUUAUAUCACUAAAUCUGGAGAUCUGGCAUCCCUGAAAAAGGCAUUUGAAGCAGGAAUACCAGUAGAUAUGAAGGACAGGUUUUAUAAAACUCCAUUAAUGGCUGCAUGCGAAUGUGGAAACAUAGAUGCUGUGAGAUUUCUUCUUGAAAGGGGGGCCAAUGUUAAUGAAACAGAUAAUUUUCUGUGGACUCCACUUCAUCAUGCAUGUCAUGCAGGUCAACAGGAUAUCGUUGAACUCCUUGUUAAGAAUGGAGCUACGAUAGAUGCACCUUCAAUCAACAACUCAACACCUUUAAUGAGAGCCAUUGAAAGCUGUAGGCUGGAUACUGUACAAUAUUUAAUUGAAUUAGGUGCUAAAUUUCAGGCUACAAACAGAAAAGGACAUAAUGCUUUGGAUAUUGCCAAAGCCUAUGCUGACUACAGAAUAAUUGAGUAUAUCCAAGAUAAGAUGGACCGUUUGCCAAAAGCAGUAGAACCAAAAGGAAAAGGUAAACCAAAGCCACCUCCUAAACCUGCAACUCCAGCUAGUGAAGGUCAUAAAGAAGAGGAGUCACUUCCACCAGUUUAUAAUAUUCCACCUGUAAAGGAAGUAAAAGUGCCCAUUAAGGAUAAUGUUGUUCACCUCAAUUCCCUGAUUACCAGUGGAUUUACAAAGAAAGUUAACAUCACAUUCAUACCACGAAGACUCUGGAGCCCUGAAGCUACAACUGCAGAAUUAGUCAAGAGAAGAGAAAUGCGGCGUGAGCGGUUCACUUAUGAGGUGGACUUUGAAGACUUCAUGAUGCCCUUUCAAAAGAACUUCACUGAAAAAGCUAAAGCCAUUGAAGCCUCUAUGGCUUCCUAAUGUAUUUCUAGUCUGUCUUUGGUAAAUGCCUUAAGUCACAACGAUGGGAAUUUAGAGAAGUCAGAUGUUUCUGCAAAGCCAUAUCAUGUCACUUUAAUUUUAAGCUUCAGAUUACAGAUGAGAGCCAACACCCUUUAACAGCUAUAAAUAUUCUGUACUAUAGAAGAACCAUAUUAUUUUUCCGAUGAAUCAUUUUUAAUGUUAGUUAGAUGUUUCAUAUAAUUUUAAUUGGUGGUUUUGUAUGUAAAAUAUACUUAUCCAUAUGGUAUAUCAUUAUGAUAAUAAUGAUAAUGAUUAUGAUAAUCAAUCAAUAAAUAUUUGUUAUACACCUACUAUGU